Molecule: messenger RNA, 7296 nt
Organism: Sycon ciliatum
Lineage: Eukaryota; Metazoa; Porifera; Calcarea; Leucosolenida; Sycettidae
Product: sushi, von Willebrand factor type A, EGF and pentraxin domain-containing protein 1-like
Exons: 38
Coding region: 171-6890 (2239 amino acids)
Source: RefSeq, a predicted model, not a curated record
UACUCAGAUUGGUGAACGGAAGAUGAUUAUUUUUGAAUUGAACGUUUGCAAAGGUUUCUCAUAAAUAAAGGCGGUGCUAAUUGUUCAGACCGGGAGUAGCAGGGUCCUUCCGGGGAGGCUGAGGCUGUGAGGUGUCUUCGACUUCAGCGUCCAGGAAGAAGUGGUACACCAUGGGUCACCUUGGGAUAUACCUUUUUGCAUUGGUGUUGAUCAGUGCAAGUUGGCUGCAGAUAGAUGCCCAGUCCUAUGUGUAUCAUUUCAACUGCAAUAAUCCGCAAGGUCUCUUCUACAUCAGCAACCCAGUUUGGACCUCGACAGCGUCCUGUAGUGGGGCAAAUCUUCUUUUGCCAGAUUCAGAAGCAAGUUCAACCUGCGUCCAGAAUUACAUUGCUCAUAUUAACUCUCAACUCGGGACCAUGAGUACAGUAUAUACAGAUUUGAAUGGAGCAGUGUCAUGCUACCCAAGGGUGGAUCCAUGCCCUUCCACAGGAACGGUUGUCAUGUGCCGCAAUACCCUACCUGCCGCUAGCAAUGCUACCACCAACCCACGAUGUCCAGAGGAUCUACAGAUCUCGAAUGGCAAAGUACUGUACCCGUCAGGAAACAUAUUUCCAUCACAAUCAUUCGACACAUGCAACCAAGGAUACUACAUCAGUGGCUUUAGACUUGCAGAGUGCAGCACAGCGGGCACCUGGGGGAACCGUGUGGCCACUUGUACAGGAUACAAUUGCCCUCAACCAACACUAGCUAACGGUCUAAUCACGGGUACUGCUCCACUAUAUACGGCAUCAUGCAACAGUGGAUAUCUGCUAUCUGGCAGCAUCAAUGUCACAUGCCUUACUGCAAACACAAACACACCUUUACCAACAUGUAUCGAGCAAUGCCCUGUGCUGGCUAUAAGCGAUGCAACAUACGAUACGACAACAAGAGUGGUUGGGACAACUGUUACUGUAUCUUGUGCCUCAGGGUUUGGAGUAAUGGGAUCUGCCACAGUCACUUGCAUGGCAGGUGGCAGCUGGUCAACAUUGCCGACCUGUGUCGAGGCAUGCCCGGCAUUAAAUAUCGCACAAGCAAUCUACAGUUCCACGACAAGAACAAUUGGAACAACCGUAGCAGUGUCAUGUAAUCCUGGUUAUCAGCUGCUUGGCCUGUCAACAGUUAACUGCAUGGCUGGGAGAAUUUGGACUCAGUUACCAACAUGUGAAGAUAUUGUCUGCUCCACUCUACCGACAAUAACAAAUGGCGUGGCUGCACCAAUAAGCACUGCUCGCUAUGGAGUGGCGACAGUUCAAUGUAUGGCCGGGUACACUCUUAGUGGUAGUCUGACAACAACUUGCUUACCAAACGGUUCAUGGGCACUCCCUAUUGGCACAUGCAAUGCUAUUACAUGCCCAGUACCUACAAUACCUGAUGGAAUGGCGACACCGGUUGUUGCUAGUGUGCCUCAACAGUAUACAAUAUCUUGCUCCAGUGGAUUUACACUCGUCGGAUCAAACACUGUCACAUGUCCAACUGCAAAUGCCUUUACAACAUUUCCCAUUUGCCAAGCCAAUACAUGCCCUGCCCUACCUGUGAUUACCAAUGGAUACGUCAGUGCUACUGUGGCUAGUUUUACAAUUGGAGGUACCGCAAGUGUCUUAUGUCUUCCAGGGUAUGUAGUGACAGGGACAGCCACAAUCACUUGCGGUAGUGGUGGUCAGUGGCCUAGUGGUACUUCUCUUCCUACGUGUACAUUACGAAUGUGUCCAGCACUUACCCCACCGAUAAGUGGUUCAAUAGUCAGCAGCACCAGAUUACCUUAUGGAGUGACCAUAUUUGCAUGCAAUGAUGGCUAUCAACUGACAGGAAAUAGUGCGACUGUAUGCAUGGCAAAUGGUGCUUGGUCAACCACAACGCCGACAUGUACAAGCAUCAUGUGUAGCAGUCAAGCUGCUCCUUCUAAUGGAGCUAUUGCCAGUAUGUCAUUGGAGGUUAAUGGUGUAACAAUUUUCACCUGCAAUUCCGGAUAUAAUGUAGUUGGAAGCAGUGCAUCUGUUUGUCUUCCAAAUGGAACUUGGUCGACCUCCGAGCCAACUUGCCAGCCAAUACAAUGUCCUGCCAACCCAGUGUCUCCUAUGAACGGCGCCGUGUCUGCUGUUGGUCGAAAUGCUUUCGCGAUCAGAACAUAUUCGUGCAGUACCGGAUAUCAACUUAGCGGAGCAACAACAACUGUCUGUCAAACAACUGGAGCAUGGUCGGGAACACCACCAACAUGCACUCGUGUUGUGUGUAGCGGUCAAGUUGCACCUUCUAAUGGAGCCAUUGCUAGCAUGUCUUUGGAGAUUAAUGGUGCAACUAUUUUCACCUGCAAUGCUGGAUACAAUGUAGUCGGCAGCAGUGCUUCAGUUUGUCUUCCAAAUGGAACUUGGUCGACUUCGCCACCAACUUGCCAGCUGAUACAAUGUCCUGUCAACCCAGUGUCUCCUACAAACGGCGCAGUGUCAAGUGGUGCUCGUGAUGCCUUCACGAACAGAACGUACUCGUGCAGUAUGGGAUAUCAACUUUCUGGCACAACAACAACUGUGUGUCAAACAACUGGAACGUGGUCGGGAACACCACCAACAUGCACUCGUGUUAUGUGUAGUGGUCAAGUUGCACCUUCUAAUGGAGCUAUUGCUAGCAUGUCUUUGGAGAUUAAUGGUGCAACUAUUUUCACCUGCAAUUCCGGAUACAAUGUAAUCGGCAGCAGUGCAUCCGUCUGUCUUCCAACUGGAACUUGGUCGACUUCCCCACCAACUUGCCAACUGAUACAAUGUCCUGUCAACCCAGUGUCUCCUAUAAACGGCGCCGUGUCUAGCGGUGCUCGAGAUGCCUUCACGAACAGAACAUACUCGUGCAAUACCGGAUAUCAACUUUCUGGCACAACAACAACUGUGUGUCAAACAACUGGAGCAUGGUCUGGAUCACCACCAGCCUGCACUCGUGUUAUGUGUAGUAGUCAAGUUGCACCUUCUAAUGGAGUUAUUGCUAGCAUGUCUUUGGAGAUUAAUGGUGCAACUAUUUUCACCUGCAAUUCUGGAUACAAUAUAGUCGGCAGCAGUGCAUCUGUUUGUCUUCCAACUGGAACUUGGUCGACUUCGCCACCAACUUGCAAGCGGAUACAAUGUCCUGACAACCCAGUGUCUCCUACAAACGGCGCAGUGUCUGCUGGUGGGCGAAAUGCUUUCGCGAUCAGAACAUACUCGUGCAGUACCGGAUAUCAACUUUCAGGAGCAACAACAACUGUGUGUCAAACAACUGAAGCAUGGUCGGGAACACCACCAACAUGCACUCGUGUGCUGUGUAGCAGUCAAGUUGCUCCUCUGAAUGGAGCUAUUGCCAGUAUGUCUAUGGAGAUAAAUGGUGCAACUAUUUUUACAUGCAAUUCGGGGUACAAUUUAGCUGGCAGCAGCGCGUCUGUGUGUCUUCCAAGUGGAAAUUGGUCAACUUCACCGCCAACUUGCCAGGGUAUACAAUGUCCAAUGACUGUUCCGACACCUGCUAACGGAGCCAUCGUCACUGGAACUAAUGACGUGUUCAUAUCCAGACAAUACACCUGCAAUUCUGGUUAUCAGCUGCAAGGCAGUUCAAAUACAAUUUGUCUCUCAACUGGUGACUGGUCGACGCCAACGCCUACAUGUAAACGAGUGGAGUGCCCUAUCCUUAAUGCACCCACGAAUGGAGUCAUAUCACCUGGUGAUAGUGAGGUUUUUACAUUGCGAAGAUUCACUUGUAACACUGGGUUCAAUCUCGUCGGCAAUUCAGCAUCUGUGUGUUUAUCAGGUGGAACUUGGUCUAAUGUCACACCUCAAUGUGUUGGAAUACAAUGCUCAGGACCUUUAGCAAAUCCCACCAACGGGCGUGUCAACACAUCUACUAUCUCGGUAUUUAGUGUAUCGACAUAUUCUUGCAACUCAGGGUAUGAAUUGGUUGGCGAAACAAAUUCCAUCUGCCUUUCCACGGGCCAAUGGUCUGGACCGGCACCAACUUGUAGCAGCAUAAACUGCAAUUCUCUUCCGUCCAUUUUGAACGGCAAUGUCCAACCUGGUCGAGCACCACUUAUUCGAGGCAGCACUGCUUUUGUCAGCUGUAAUGAAGGAUUUGCGCUCUCGGGGAUGAGCACUAUAACUUGCCAAUCAGAUCUCACUUGGUCCACAGCACCAACAUGUUCACAAAUAAGAUGCUUGGCCCCUCUCAUUCCUCCAAUGAAUGGCAAUAUAUCAAAUGGAGAUAAUGUGUUCUUCAGCAUACGAGAGUACUCAUGCAGCCCAGGCUAUGAACUUCAAGGUGCCAAAUCUACCGCAUGUCAAACUAAUGGAGACUGGUCAGUGUCACCUCCAACAUGCAAUGAGAUAACUUGUAACAGUAUUCCAGCUACUCCAAACAAUGGCUUCCUCACAACCGGAGUUACAACACUUGGGUCAAUACUUGUGUUCGGCUGUGACGCUGGAUUUGAACUCGCUGGAACUAAUGGAGUCACCGUGUGUCAAGCAGACAAAACCUGGUCAUUGACUAGUGUGACUUGUGCACGUCGAGCAUGUCCUAGCCCACCCAACAUCACAAAUGCUGUUGUAAUGGCGAACCCAACAAAAUCCUAUGUAUAUGGUGACAGUGUGUUUGUGCAAUGUAACACUGGACAUAGUGGUAGUGGCAACAUCAACUGUACAUCAGCUGGAACAUGGACAGAGCUAAGCUGCUCUGCAAGCAAUUGUGGCUCAUUGGGAGACCCAGUAAAUGGAAUGGUGUUUAUGAGUGGCGAUACCUUUGACUCCACUGCUUCAUACACAUGCUCUGCUGGGUACAACCUCAACGGAUUUUCUUCUGCUACAUGUACUCACAGUGGAAUGUGGUCACCUCCAGCUCCCCGUUGUGAUCGAGUCAACUGCGGCCCAUUGUCAAACCCAACAAAUGGUCGUGUUGUAGCGGCAAGAACUGAUUUCGAAUCAACAGCAACCUACACAUGCAGCGUUGGCUUUGUUCUUUCUGGUCAAUCAGCGACAAACUGUCUUCUCAAUGGUUCAUGGUCGUCGCCACCACCCACCUGCCAACCUCGACCAUGCCCUAGCCCACCAACCAUCGACAAUGGAGUGGUGAUGUCCGCCUCAUCAGCAUCCUAUGCGUACGGUGACAGUGUGUUUGUCCAAUGUAGCAUGGGACAUAGUGGUAAUGGAAACAUCACUUGCCUGGCAGAUGGCGGUUGGAGCAUGUUGAACUGUUCAGCAAGCGUGUGUGGUUCAGUGUCCAAACCUACUAAUGGAGGUGUGUUCACGACUGGAACCACUUACGGAGCAACGGCUUCUUUCUCGUGCGACGUUGGUUACAAUCUCAAAGGUAGUUCUUCUAUAAAUUGCCCUGAGAAUGGAACAUGGUCAGCCACACCGAGCUGUGACCGGGUCACAUGUGCUGUACUGAUGAAUCCCAUGUAUGGCACUGUAAGAGCAGCAGCCAAUGAUUAUCUCGCAAAGGCUAAUUACAGUUGCAAUACUGGCUACGUCUUGUCGGGUGACUCCGUACCUACAUGCCUUCUGACUGGAGAAUGGUCCUCACAGCCACCCACCUGCCAACCUCGACCAUGCCCUGGCCCACCGAACACCAACAAUGGAGUGGUCAUGUCUGACCCUUCAGCAUCCUAUGCAUACGGUGACAGUGUAUAUGUACAGUGCAACACUGGACAUAGUGGUAGUGAUAACAUCACAUGCACUGCUGAUGGAACCUGGAGCACGUUGACAUGUUCUGCAAGCGAUUGUGGAGCGAUCCAGGCACCUGCAAAUGGAAUGUUCUUUACGAACGGAACUACUUAUGGCUCUAUGGCUUCAUUCACAUGCAACAUUGGUUACAACCUUACUGGCUCUUCAUCAAUAACUUGUUAUGAGAGUGGCGUAUGGUCGGCUUCCUUCCCAAGCUGUGACCGAGUCGUGUGCAGCGCACUGAUGAACCCCACGCUUGGCACCGUAAGAGUUCCAGCUAAUGAGUAUCUAUCCAAGGCAACCUACAGUUGCAAUGAUGGAUAUGUGUUGUCUGGUGAUGCUGUGACUACUUGCCUACUGACUGGACUAUGGUCUACAUCACCACCCACAUGCCAACGUAUACCAACAUGUGCUGUCCUUACAAUCGCCAAUGGGGAAUUCAGUGAACAGCAGACGCAGAGAUUGAACGCGGUUGCGAAUGUGACAUGCAACGAAGGAUACGAGAUCAACGGCAGUAGAUCUGUUGUGUGCUUGGAAAGCGGAAAAUGGUCUGACACUCCACACUGCAUGGAGAUACCGACAUGUGCAGUGCUCCAAAUCGCCAAUGGUGCAUUCAGUGAAGCGCAGACACAGAGAGUGAACAGUGCUGCUGAAGUGACGUGUAACACCGGAUACCAGAUCAACGGUAGUAGAUCUGUUGUGUGUUUGGAAAGUGGAGUAUGGUCCGACAAUCCACACUGCAUGGCCAAUCCCACAACUGCUCCAGUCACGGAGGCGGCCUGGCUCGAACAAUCUAACAGUCUAAUCGUCAUCAUUGUGGUUGGCGUGCUUGGCAUCCUGCUCCUAUUCUUCAUCAUCGCCUUCAUCAUCGUGCGACGAGGAGCGUCUGGUCACAAGGGCGAAAUCACGUUCAACAACCACCAGGCUGAGGAAAGCUAUCAAAUGGACGUGCAGAAUAGCACCACCACCUCCACGUUCACGCAGAAAACCGAUUCAGCCGCAGACAUGUACGCCGUACCGGAGAAAGCGCCAAAAAAGCCCGCCCCGCAGGUUUCUGACGAGGGCAUCACGUAUGCAGCAGUGGAGUUUUCGGCCGACCGGAAGCCCACUAUCUCGGUUUCACCCAAAGUCGACGACAACACCACCUACAGUGAUGUCACAUUCCUGCGAAAAACGGCCACGUAACUCAAUCUUUUGCCAUGUUUUACCACUAUUUUUUUCAUUUCCAAACCCAUUGCUAUGGAUGCGGUAUGCCAAGCUUGCCUUGCGAACUGCUUUAUUUUGCUAUGUCGUCACAAGAUAGGAUUUAAACAUGGUAAUUUUAACUAUCAAUAAUAUGCGUAGGCCAUACACCUAGUGGUACAUUUGUUUCAAUUACAGAGACAAUCUUUUUUGGUUUAGAUCUCUUUGAUGCUAGAUAUUCGCUUGCCAUAGCUUUUUCCUUGUAGAUACCCCCAUUUUCAUGUGUCUUCAGCAUGAGCUCAAUUAUCUUUACAUCAAUGCAAUUAUGCUGAUUACCGGUAUGUGCAAUGCCACAUUUGGAGGAGUAAUUCAGGCCUGGCCCGAUUUAGUGGUGGCCUACACAUAUGGA